CAAGUUGGAAUGCUCAAUCGAGCAGUUUCAACGUUUCACUGGAGUUUUAGCGGAAAAUUUAGAAAGUUAAGCUCCGUUUUUAUGGAUUAUGGUCUGCGAGGAACCGAUAAGGGCAUCUAUAUGGCAUGCUUUGGGUCAUUAUGCCUAUGAAGAUGCAAUCUUCCUUGCUGAACGACUUUUUGCAGAAGUUGGCUCUGAUGAUACUUUGUACCUUCUGGCAACAUGUUUUUAUCAAGCUGGUUACUGUAAGAGAGCAUACUCUUUGCUUCAAAGCAAAGGCUGUCCAACUCCGCUCUGUCGAUUUCUUUUUGCAAAAUGCUGCAUGGAAUUAGACAAACUGGCAGAAGGUGAAAUGGCCCUGACUGGAGGAUGCCUGACAAACAGCAAACCUCUAGAGACCAUUGCUUCUGAGUUUGGUUCUGCGGCAGGUUAUGGACUGGCUCUCUUGGGGCAAAUAUGCAGGAAAUCAGAACAGUUUGCAAGAGCAGCAGAAUGCUUUAAAAGUAGUUUGAAGUAUAAUCCGUUUUUAUGGAGCUCCUUUGAGAAUCUAUGUCAGCUAGGAGAGAAGCCAGAUGCAGCAGAUUAUUUUAAAUCAUCUUCUUGUCCCAAAAUCACAUCUUUCAUUUCAAACAGAGAACAUAUGACAAUAGGAUCCCCCACUGUUACCAUGGAUACAACAAGUCCAUCAGACAAUCAGCGACGAAAUGUUGACACAGUAUCCUCCGAAAAUCUCGACCCCUCACACAACAAAACUCUGCAGAACAUUAGCAUGUUAAUUUCAUCCAGACCUGGCUCUCUAGAUAUGUCUGGUAGCAGUUUCACUGUGCCAUCAUCUGCUGUUAGUGUCAGUGAAAAAAGAAUGCGUCAGAAGGUUGGGAGGAAUCUGUUAGGAGCUGCGCAGUCAGCGAGUCCCUUAACUCCGAGUUUUGGAAUGCUGGCAUCAGAUACACCCACAAAUGACCAGAAUUCUGUGUCAUUUAUUACUCCAUCUCCAGUUGUUGGUGAAGGACACGCCCCUAAAGCACCUAUGAAAAAGGGUGGUAACAGAAGAAAUGAUUCUUCAUGCACACCAGUGAUGGCUAUCACAUCUAGUGUUCAUAGCAUGCACUCUCCAUCAACAAUGUUCACGUCUUCUCCUCAUGGCACUGGACAUCAAAGCUUUUCUUCAAAUGCUCCCAGUGUACGGCGGAGUUCGCGACUCUUUACACUGUCUUCUAGUAACAGCUCUGUCAGCAAUUUUGAUUCAACCAAUAAAGACCGAAGACCAAAGAGUGCAAGAGUAGCAUCUCCCUCACAUAGAACUGCUGUUAGUAAUGUUGUGAGAAAGACUCGACGGCAAACCAGAAGUUCCACUCCUCAGCCAUUAGCUCCCUGUGUUGAGAAUGUAAUCCAAGAAGGGUCAUCGACUCAACAAAGCAAUGAAGGGAGGGGUCAGGCAAAGUUAUCACCUGUCCAGGGUGGUAUGGAUGGGUUAAUGGCGCUUUUGAAGCAAAUAGGACAGGCAUAUGUGCAUCUUAGUUCCUAUGAAUGCAAGCAGGCAUUGAAUGCCUUUUCUUCAUUGGCACCGCACCAUUACAACACAGGAUGGGUGUUGACUCAAGUUGGCCGGGCCCACUUUGAACUGGCGGAGUAUCAGCUGGCUGAGAAAGUUUUCGCCAAAGUAAGACAACUAGAACCGUACAGAAUUGAAGGAAUGGAAAUCUAUUCCACGACAUUAUGGCAUUUACAAAAUGAGGUGUCCCUCUCGGCUCUAGCGCAAGAAUUGGUAGAAACUGACCGUACCUCCCCUCAGGCUUGGUGCGCUACCGGCAAUUGCUUUAGUCUACAAAAAGAACAUGAUACUGCCAUCAAGUUUUUCCAGCGAGCAGUUCAGGUCAACCCAACUUUUACUUACGCUUACACGCUGCUGGGACACGAGUACGUUCUCACGGAAGAACUUGAUCGAGCCAUGUCGUGUUUCCGCCAGGCUGUCAGGACAGAUUCGCGGCACUAUAAUGCAUGGUAUGGAAUUGGUAUGAUAUAUUACAAACAGGAGAAGUUUAAUUUAGCUGAAAUCCAUUUUAGAAAAGCUUUGUCAAUAAACCCAUCAAGUUCUGUGCUGUACUGUCAUGUCGGAGUGGUGCAACACGCAAUGAAGAAAUCUGAUGCCGCGCUUGUUACCAUCAACAAAGCCAUGAAUAUUGAUCCGAAGAAUCCGCUGUGCAAGUUUCAUCGCGCUUCAAUUUUAUUCUCAAUGGAUAAACAUAAGGAGGCGCUAGAAGAACUCGAGGAAUUAAGGAAAAUUGUGCCUCGAGAGGCUUUAGUUUACUUUUUACUUAGCAAGGUUUACAAAAAACUUGGGGAAAAUCACUUGGCACAGAUGAAUUUCUCGUGGGCGAUUGACUUGGAUCCGAAGGGUGCAAACAAUCAAAUUAAAGAAGCCAUUAACAAGCGAUAUCUCCCGGAUGAUGACGACACAACCAUGGGACUUGACACCGCUGAUACUAUGGAUCAAUCUGUGGGCGUAAACGAACUCUCUGACGAAGACGAGGAUUAGAUUGUAAACGAACCUAAAAGAGCUGCUUUUGAACUGUGGGUUGAAAUAUAGGGACUGUAUUUGAUUUUGAACAUUAGGAAAAUGAUUUUCAAAUGAAAUUUACCUUCGAGCUUCAUUAAAAGAGAGUUAUGCUCCAGAAACUAAAUGAUUAAGUAUUAUUAAGUUUGCUAGUUGAUUGUCGUGUACACUUUGAAAUGUUGCGGAUGAAAAUGAUAUGGUCUCUGGAGCAUACUUCUCCUUUUGAAAUUUUUUUAACGCGGUUUUGCAUCAAUUGGAAUCUCCGUAUGUUUAUACGAAGCCUAUAGGAGCGCAACGACCCUGAAAAAAUAUCAGGCUACUUGUUUCAUGGUACACUUUUUGUCACUGAGAUAUCUUCAUGAAGCAAUUUUCAACUGGGUGUCAUAAAGGACCAAGCAGUUAUGCCAUUGACACAGAUAUCGAGAAAUUAUGAGUUUGAGAGUAAAAUUCUCAUUGUUUUAGUAUUUCUAAUCACUCUCGCGCUAAGUCGAUUAUUAUCUAGAGAAGUGAUGCUUGGGGAAAAUAUCCGGGAGAUUAGCCUCGAUGUGACGUGAAACGGUGGGGUAGGGAGGACUGGGCGACUUUCUCCAGUAUCACUCCUUGAUAAAAGAGGUGGCUGCUUAUGGGGAAUUGUAUCGCUAGUUAACAGCAAGUAAAAGAAAUUAAACUAUUAAUUAGAUAUUGGAUGUUUUAUAAAGUAAUUAAUUUAGGUUUGAUAUCGGAAGAGAGACUUACGUCGCAUGUAUCAUAUAACAACAUGCAUCAAUUUAAUGUGUAUUUUUUAUGAUUGCAAUUCACAAUUUGUCGACUUUCGUCAUCAAUAACAAGUUUUUUACGCCAGCUUAAAUGCGGUACCAUUGUUAUUGAUUUGUCUCGUUGAUUAAAUUUGGACACAACUUGGUUAAAUGUUUCUUUUAUCAGAUACACUGAGUUUGUCCCCCCUCCCCUCCCCCCUUAGAGGGCCGUACGAAAAGACUUACAACACAACACAAUCCAAAAAAGCCUAAGCCCACCCCUGUUCGAAGGGGUAAGUUUCUAAAGAAACUGUGGUGCUGUGUUGGCAGGGGGUAUUUAAAGAUAAUUUCAUUUCAUCGAAUGAGUUGAAAAUGUUAAUUGGCUAUCGUUUCGAACGUUAGCCCGUCGUUCGAACGAAACCCUUUCCCUAUGUAAUCUCCAUUUUUGUUGUAUUU
Messenger RNA from Pocillopora verrucosa, 3744 nucleotides. Its product is annotated as cell division cycle protein 27 homolog. Gene Ontology annotation, biological process: metaphase/anaphase transition of mitotic cell cycle; cell division; protein ubiquitination. The record is from RefSeq and is a predicted model, not a curated record. NCBI's taxonomy places the organism in Eukaryota, Metazoa, Cnidaria, Anthozoa, Scleractinia, Pocilloporidae. Gene Ontology annotation, molecular function: protein binding. Gene Ontology annotation, cellular component: cytoplasm; anaphase-promoting complex.